GCCAUCGUUAUUGCCAAACAUGCUUGCCAUUGCUAACAUUCACUGUCUAAUCCCAAGAUUCUUGAAAUGCACCACCUCUCCCUACUUUCUUCAUCAACUUGCCCCCCCUACUUCUAUUUAAACCACUCUCAUUCCUCAUUCCUCUUCAUCAUAACAUUUAUACUCUCUUAAUUAAAACCUUUGCUCUUUUAUAAUCAUCAUCAAUUAUAUUGCAUAUUCUUGUGUGUUCCAAUCAAUUCCAAUGGCCACCGUUGAGGUUGCAACAGCACAGGCUGCACUAGUGGAGGACACAACAAGCGAUGCAUCAUUCAAGGUUGAAAAGGAGCAGCAGCUGGAGAACACCACCUCAACAGAACAGGUUCUUGAGACCACCACACCACCAGCCCCACAAGAACCCUCAGUUGAGGUUACUGACACCAAAGAACAAGAAGAAAGCAAGACUGUAGUAGUAGUCAAGGAAGAAGAGCCCCAAGAAGAAGAAGAAAAAGAAAAAGAAAAAGAAGAAGCUGUUGUUGAGGAAGAAACCAAAACCAAAGAAGAAGCUAAUGCUGAUCCUCCUAAAGAAGAAGCUAAGGAUGACAAGGUUGAAGCCAAAACCGAAGCCCAAGCUCCAGAACCUGAGAAGAAGGUGAAAACAGAAGAAGCAGCCUCAGAGGAGCAAGUGAACACAGAAGGAGAAGCAGGUCCAGCUGAGAAGAGUGAAUA
Molecule: messenger RNA, 705 nt
Organism: Arachis duranensis
Lineage: Eukaryota; Viridiplantae; Streptophyta; Magnoliopsida; Fabales; Fabaceae
Source: RefSeq, a predicted model, not a curated record